Owenia fusiformis is the source of this 1498-nucleotide messenger RNA. The record is from the annotation of a GenBank genome assembly. Lineage: Eukaryota; Metazoa; Annelida; Polychaeta; Sabellida; Oweniidae.
CUACGGUUAAAACACGCUUACUCGAAUUGGAUACCCUGACCACAAAUGCUGUAUAAAGGCUGAGAAGGAUAUGGGAAAAGCGACGAUUUUAGAAUCUUCGUCAGUGAGAGGGUGCUGCAUGUGUCGAUACAGAUUUAUCCACGCAUGGAGGCAGGCACAGUAUUGAUAUCAUUCGAACACGUUGUCAACACGAAGCGGUAUUUACAUAUAAUGAAUUAUAUAUCAGAAGGAAAUCGCCCAAUCGACGGUAAAACCACAUACUCAGGUAGCGUUUAUGGGAACAUGUGGAGUAAACCCAAAACGUGGUUCUCAAUCCAUUUCUUACUGUUUUUCUUUAUUGGAUUAAUCACUGGAGAACUAUUUGAUAUAAACAGCUUACUAGAUGACACAUAUAGACAUGUCAAAACAAGGUACAAAACCCCUAAUUGUACGUUCGAUUUUUUGACGAAGAAGGCCUUAAAAUCUGGCCAGUAUUUUUCAAAUGGGGCAUGGGGCCACACAAAGUGGACACCGACUGGCUGCGAAGUACCAAGUAGAUUCAGCUUACCCGAAUGCCUGCAACGGAAUAAUGUAAACAGUGUUUUAGUUUUGGGUGACUCUACAGCUAAAAAGUAUACAGAUGCAAUCCUUGCACAAUUACAAGAUUACGGCAGUUGUGAAGUGCUAAAGGAUGAACCAUCUCAUGACCAACAAACUGACUAUUUCGACGACAUCCCGUACGUGUCUAUCAAGAGGGGCGAAUGCUCAACAUGCACUUCGGCAUACUACGAAUGCCAAGUUACGGAUGGUAUUAGGUCAAAGACGACUUAUUUAGAGUAUAUAUCCAUGGAGCAUUUUAUGGAUUCGGUAGUGACAACUCAACGAAACAGUGUUCUUAAAAAUUGCGAUGAUACCUUGUAUCAGUUCAGAAACUGGGAUGUUGCUUGUGGUACAUCAUUGACGACUCAGGAGUUCAUAUUCAAUGAAUAUCUACCGCUAAAAACAUCAACUACAUACCCCAAAAUAAUCAUAAUAGUUGGGAAUUUCCAUGAUAUGACAAAAAGGAACGUGGCAAGUUUUGAACGUACCCUCGCCUGGUUCAUGGAUGUCGUGAAACAAGGCACACUUCACCAUAGGAACACAAAAAUCAUAUGGUUCGAACCUACAUUUAUCCAUACUGAAAAAACAAUCGAAAGAUAUCAGAAAUACCACCAGCAACAUAAAAAUUAUAACCUUUAUGAAAAUUCGAAAGAAAAAUUGAUGAGUUAUUUUUCCUCGGGGAAGUUCAAAGCUUUUUAUGGGUUGAUGGACAUCAGCAAAAGAGUACCAUUUUUGAAUAAGGAUGGAAUUCACUACGAACAUGACUAUUAUGAUGCUAUUGUUAAUCUUUUCUUUCAGACGUUAUGUCACCAUUAGUUAUACAAAGGAAACUAAGGGGUGUGUCAGAAACGUCAACAUUUUUUGUCUCGCUUUCCCACGCCUAAGAAUAUAAAUAGUUCUCAUUAAUAUACACCUAGAG